Molecule: messenger RNA, 1314 nt
Organism: Metarhizium brunneum ARSEF 3297
Lineage: Eukaryota; Fungi; Ascomycota; Sordariomycetes; Hypocreales; Clavicipitaceae
Gene: LIPA
Product: Lipase A
Biological process (GO): lipid catabolic process
Molecular function (GO): triacylglycerol lipase activity
Source: RefSeq, a predicted model, not a curated record
AUGGCAAAAGCAAUACCAACACCGCUCAGCCCACGGUCUGGUCCCAUGGUGCCAAGUAAAGACUCCUUCUAUGCUGUUCCUGACAAUGUUGGCCAGGUAGAACCUGGUACAAUAUUAAAACGGCGGAAGCCUCUCUCCCCAAUAGCCGCUUUCGGCAUUGCGCGGCUCAACCUGAAUUCCAGUUACCAGAUUCUGUAUAGAACUACAGACAGCUUCGGCAACGCAACAGCAACCGUGCUCACUGUGCUGAUACCGCACAAGGCAGACCGUUCAAAGCUCCUGUCCUACCAGGUCGCAGAAGACGCAGCAUCUAUUGACUGUGCCCCGUCUUAUGCCCUUCAGCUCCACUCAGCAUCCGGGCCACUUCUUGGAACACUCCUCACGCAAGGGGAGCUGCUUCUCGUCCAAGGAGCUCUCGGAGAAGGCUGGGUGGUUGUUAUCCCCGACUUCCAAGGCCCAAAUUCCGCAUUCUUGGCCAAUAGGCGCGCUGGCUAUGCUACGCUGGAUGGAAUCCGAGCCGCUCUCAACUCGUCUCCGUUUACCGGCAUCCGCGGCAACUCUACCAUUGCCAUGUGGGGAUAUUCCGGCGGCAGUCUGGCGACCAACCAUGCCGCUGAGCUUCAACCAGAAUAUGCCCCUGAGCUUCAGAUUGCCGGCGCUGCCGUAGGCGGUACAGUCCCCAACAUUACCAAGGCGCUCACUACCAUCAACAAGGGACUGUUCGCAGGGUUGAUCCCCACUGGCAUUCUAGGUUUGUCCGCAGAGUAUCCUGACGUGGCGCAGCUGGUCCUGGAUCAUCUGAAGCCGGAAAAAACCGAGGCAUUCUUCAAGGCUGGGACCCGGUGCCUUUUGGCCAACGCUGCCGCGUACCUCCUUAAAGACAUUAUCGGCAUGUUUGAUGACCGAAAUUUUAUGUAUCAAAACAAGAUUGUCGUUCAAGUUCUCAAUGAGAAUGCUCUGGGUAAAAAGACACCAAAGAUUCCGUUAUACUGGUACAAAUCUGUUUUCGAUCAAGUCAGCCGGGUCGCUGAUUCCGAUGCCGUUGUGAAGAAGUACUGCGAUGGAGGUGCUAGUGUCGAAUAUGUACGGGAUAUUGCGUCCGAGCAUGCAAGUUAUGCCCUGAUAGGCGCACCGAAAGCAAUCUAUUGGUUGAAGAAAAUUAUGAAGGGCAAAAAGCCCAAGUCAGGCUGUUCAAGGAAAACGCUUCUGUCCUCCUUGCUUGACAUUAAAACGUGGGGUAUUGCUAUCAAACUUGGCGUUAACGCAUUGUUGAAUUUAUUCCACAAGCCGGUUGGCCCGCCUGUAUUUGGCUAG